AUGAGAAUACCUGCAACUCAAAUAUAUGCUUGGACAGAUUCGUCCAUUGUCCUGUCAUGGUUGUUUGGAGAUCCAAACAACUGGAAGGUAUUUGUGGCAAACAGAGUUGUUGAAAUUACAACUAAUGUAUCCUGCAGUCAGUGGCAUCACGUCCAAACUCAAGAUAAUCCAGCUGAUGUUGGUUCUAAGGGGAUGUUAGUAGAAAAUCUGAAAAGGUGUGAAUUAUGGUGGCAUGGGCCAGACUGGUUACAACAAUCAAAGAUACAGUUCACUAAACCAAACAUUAUGCAAACAGAGAUUGAAAGGAAAAAUAAUAAAAUACAAAACUUAAAAAUAACUUACAACAAAAAUGAACAAGAGAAGAGUCUACUUAAACAAUUUGAAGAAUUUGAUACACUAUUAGAACUACUGAGAACAAUCACAUACUGCCGAAGAUUCCUGAGACAAAAAACAUUAAAGGACCGAAUAGAUAGCAAAAUCACAACUGAAGAACUACACGUAUCGAUGCAAAUCUGUAUAAAAAGAACACAAGAAGAAUUUACAGAAGAUAUAGAAUCGUUAAAAACAAAAAAGAGAGUUAAGAAAACAAGCAUAAUAAAAGCACUAGAUCCUUACCUUGACGAAGAUGGAAUCCUGAAGGUGGGCGGUCGGCUCAGGAACUCUGAACUGGCUAAUGAAGUGAAGCACCCAAUCAUUUUGGAUCAUGCAAGCAGACUUACCUAUUUAGUGGUCGCAAAAGCACAUUUGGAGACGCUGCAUGGAGGAGUGCAAUUGAUGCUCACUUACCUGCGAUCGAAAUACUGGAUACUCCGCGCGAAGUCCCUAGUAAAGCAAUGUGCCCAUCGAACUAGAUUAGUGCUAUAG
Vanessa tameamea is the source of this 864-nucleotide messenger RNA. RefSeq lists its product as uncharacterized. The transcript has a single exon. The coding region runs from base 1 to 864 and encodes 287 amino acids. NCBI's taxonomy places the organism in Eukaryota, Metazoa, Arthropoda, Insecta, Lepidoptera, Nymphalidae. The record is from RefSeq and is a predicted model, not a curated record.